AUGGAUCAUCCCAAUACCGCAGCUUUCCUGAACGAUGACCAACGUACGUUGGCAAUCGAGCGAAUGGAGACCCGUGAUACGACAAAAAAGAGCGUCAUAUCUAGGCCGCAGCUGAUCGCCGGCCUCACAGAUUACAAGAACUACGCCCAUGCUAUUCUACAUUUUUGCUGCAACUACUCCUUUACAGCACUGUCAAACUUCCUUCCAACUAUCAUUCAUAAUAUGGGUUAUGAUUCGAUAAACGCGCAGGGCCUGACUGCCCCGGUAUACCUAGGUGCAUUUUUUGUCAGCUUGCUAAUAGCUUGGCUAUCCGAUCGAUACGGGCAUAGAGGCUUACUCGUCGCUGGUACGGCAUCAAUCAGUUCAGCUGGAUAUGCCCUUCUUGCUACUCAACAACUGACAAGUGUUCGAUAUUUGGCCGUCUGGCUCACAGCUUGUGGAAUCUUUCCAGCCCUUGCUGUAAAUAUGACAUGGAUGCUAAAUAACAAUGCGGGAGAGACCAAAAAGGGUGUUGGAAUGUCGAUACUAGCAAUUGUCGGACAAUGUUCUUCUUUUGUCGCGUCGCUCGUGUUUCCUGACGAAGAUUCGUGA
Pestalotiopsis fici W106-1 is the source of this 591-nucleotide messenger RNA. RefSeq lists its product as uncharacterized. Bases 1 to 591 code for a protein of 196 amino acids. Gene Ontology annotation, molecular function: transmembrane transporter activity. Gene Ontology annotation, cellular component: membrane. The transcript has a single exon. Gene Ontology annotation, biological process: transmembrane transport. Lineage: Eukaryota; Fungi; Ascomycota; Sordariomycetes; Amphisphaeriales; Sporocadaceae. The record is from RefSeq and is a predicted model, not a curated record.